This is a messenger RNA of Nelumbo nucifera (sacred lotus), 3120 nucleotides long. RefSeq names its product putative protein phosphatase 2C 33. The record is from RefSeq and is a predicted model, not a curated record. NCBI's taxonomy places the organism in Eukaryota, Viridiplantae, Streptophyta, Magnoliopsida, Proteales, Nelumbonaceae. Gene Ontology annotation, biological process: protein dephosphorylation. Gene Ontology annotation, molecular function: protein serine/threonine phosphatase activity.
AGAAGACGAGAAACAGACGCCAUGGAAUUGGAAUUGGAAUCUCGAUCCGGUCAAGCAUCGAGAAGCUGGAAAGAGAAGUUCUCUUGUUUUGUUCAGAGAUCUCGUCAAUGGCUGCUACUGCUUAUUCCUACCUUCUCUUGAUCUUCGUUCAGAGUUUUAGGGUUUCUCUCUCUGUUUGAUCCGUCUUUGCCUUGCUUUUAUUAUUGUUUUUAUUCGUGUCAAUUUGUACGACGAGAAGCUAUUGAUCGAUUGGUUUAUUCGUCUCGUCGGUUCUUGUUUCGAGCUGAAAGCGACGAACGGGGUGGGUGAUUUGCAGACAAGAGGAUUUCAUCGAGUUGGUCUUCUGGUUUAAUAAUGUCUUCUCUUUGAUCGCUCUGAAGAGAUAUCACGUCCUACUCGAGUGAUCUAGCGCGGUUUCUUCUAACUUUUAGUGGAUUCGAUAUAACUGUGCUAUCUCUGCAUGGGGGUACUUUGUUUUCGGACGGAUUACUUUCAUUGAAUUCGAUCUGGCCCGGAUGCAAUGAUGUUGCGCUCGAUCUCUUAAAGGAAGAAGGUCAGUUACAAGAUCGGGGAAAGUUCUCUGUUUUUGGGCUCUGUUUGUGGUUUGAUCUCUUGUUCUGGCGGAAGCUAUUGAAUCUAGAUUGUUUCAAUAAGGGGAAAGGUUAGGGAUAAGUUUGAGAUCAAGGAAGAGAAAUUGUUGUUGCGUUCAGUGUGCAUGCAAAGGGAUCGUAAACUUCGUAUAUUGAUCUCUAUGCCGCAGACAAUAUAAUUGGUGUUGUUGGGAUAUUGCGUUUGUGAUUGAAUCAGUAAGAAAAAGGGAGUUGCUGUGGAUAUUGGAGUUCGUUUUCGUUCUACAGUACCUUGAUCGUGUUGGAAUUACUUCUCGGCUAUUGUAUCGUCUUCUACCGUCUACUUUUUAGCCGUACCUUUUCAACCUUUAGUAAUUGUUGGGAAGAUAAAUAGAAAAGAGGCAUCAAGGAUUUCAGGCUUUGCACUUUAAGCCAGUUGAAGGGCAUCCCACAAAAAAUCCGGCCUUUCAGGAUUUUUAGUAGAAAUUUCGUCUCUUCUCAGGGCGUUGAAGUUCUUCCGAUUGGGUCAGACGAAAGGUGAAUCAUCUGGUUUGUGGCUUUGCACACGAUCAAGGAGUUGAAAGCAGAAAGGGGAAAUCCGAUUUAUUUCUAACGGAGCCUUCAAUUGAAAAUAGAGGCUGUGGGUGUUACGCUGGUCUGGAGUGCUUACUGAAUAUAAUCAGGGCCCUCAGGAUGGGGUCCUGCUUAUCAUUGGAUGGGGGGAGCUCGCUCCCUUCUUCUCCGACAUCCACUCCUAAGAAGAGGAAGAACAUGCGGAAAAAGCCUGGGAUGCGGAGUUCUUCCUUUGACUCGAGGAGGGAAGAGCAGCUGCAUAGGAUUCCUGGGAGAAUGUUCCUGAAUGGAGGUAGCGAAGUUGCUUCGCUGUUUACCCAACAAGGGAAGAAAGGGACUAAUCAAGAUGCCAUGAUUGUAUGGGAGAAUUUUGGUUCACGAACAGACACUGUUUUCUGUGGUGUUUUUGAUGGCCAUGGUCCCAAUGGUCACAUGGUUGCAAGAAGAGUGAGGGAUUCUCUUCCUUUGAAGCUAAGUGCCCACUGGGAAGUAACCAGAGGUAGCGAAGAUGGGUAUAGAGAAAUCAGCAGCAGCAUCAUGGGAAGUAUGAGCUCUGAAGAAAAUGCCUAUAUGCAUACAGGUGGUGAAUCUAGGGUAUCUGUGGAUCUUGAAGAAAAGGAGAAGCACCCAGAAAUCUAUCAUACCUUGAAAGAGUCAUUCCUGAAAGCUUUCAAAGUUAUGGACAAGGAACUGAGACUUCACCCAAAUAUUGAUUGUUUCUGCAGUGGCACAACCGCUGUCACAUUGGUCAAGCAGGGUCAAGAUCUUGUCAUUGGAAAUGUUGGAGAUUCUAGAGCUGUAUUGGGUACAAGAAAUCAGGAGAACUCUCUUAUUGCAGUUCAGUUGACCGUGGACCUCAAACCAAAUCUGCCAAGGGAAGCAGAGAGGAUCCGGAAAUGUAAAGGGAGGGUAUUUGCCCUUAGGGAUGAGCCUGAGGUUGCUCGAGUCUGGCUGCCAAAUUAUGAUUCCCCUGGGUUAGCAAUGGCACGGGCUUUUGGGGAUUUCUGCCUCAAGGAUUUUGGUCUGAUAUCCGUACCUGAGAUUUUUUAUCGACAUCUCACUGAGAAGGAUGAGUUUAUAGUUCUGGCUACAGAUGGGGUUUGGGAUGUACUCUCAAACAAGGAAGUAGUAGAAAUAGUAGCUUCAGCUCCAGCACGGUCCUCAGCAGCUCGAACCUUGGUGGAAUCAGCAGUUCGAGCAUGGAGAUUCAAAUAUCCAACGUCCAAGAUUGAUGAUUGUGCAGUAGUCUGUCUCUUCCUUGACAAUGAAUCAAGCAGUUCAGCCACUGCCUAUCUAAAAACUAAAGAGCAGCCAUCCUCAUUGGACCAACAUGAUGAUGGCAAUGAGAACCACAAGCCGUCAUCCCCAACUAGGCUGGAUCGAUCAGGAACAGUGAAAACCUGCGCUGAGAUCCUACCAGAGGAAGGGGAGGAGGAAGGUGGUUUAAUGGAGGCAACAGAGGAUACACAACUACUAGAGGAAUGGUCUGCGCUUGAAGGUGUCUCACGCGUGAAUACACUGGUGACACUGCCGAGGUUUGUUCCUGGAGAAUAAUAGAAGAGGCCACCGGAAAUCGGGAAGACCUGAAAGUGACGAGGGGAAGAGAAGGGGUUAAGUUGGCUGUGGUUUUCUUUCAAUUAUAUUAAUAAUAUUUGCUCUAUCAUUAUAAUCUUCAUUAUUUUUUCUCAAUUUAUGGGAGUUUUUUUUUUUUUUUUUCCUUCAACGGAAAAGAAGAAAGAAAUUGGUUUGUAGGGGGCGUUCGUUAUUUGUUUGUGAUGGGGUCAGACUAUGGAGAGGUGGGCCGGGCUUUAUUAGCGUGUCUGGGUAAUCCGUUUUCUCUCUACUGUGGGUUGAAUUGGAAUUUUUGUGAAAUCCAACUCUCCAUUUUUUCUUUUCCCCUUUCCUUCUCUAGUUAGUGCGAAUUGUUGGUUUUACCAUUAUGUUAAUGAUUUUAUGAUACCGUGGCCCCCUUUCAGUC